Molecule: messenger RNA, 5192 nt
Organism: Mus caroli (Ryukyu mouse)
Lineage: Eukaryota; Metazoa; Chordata; Mammalia; Rodentia; Muridae
Gene: Septin11
Product: septin 11
Molecular function (GO): GTP binding
Source: RefSeq, a predicted model, not a curated record
GGGAGCCGGGCGCGAGCAGGGCGCAGCCGCGAGGGAGGCGCGGGGGAGGCCAGCGGGAGCCGGAGCACCAGCAGCAGCCAGUGUCUGUAAAGAGCAGCCAGCCAGAGCCAUAGUCGCGAUGGCCGUGGCGGUGGGGAGACCGAGUAAUGAAGAGCUGCGAAACUUAUCACUUUCUGGCCAUGUUGGAUUUGACAGUCUGCCCGACCAGCUGGUCAACAAAUCCACUUCUCAAGGAUUCUGUUUCAACAUCCUGUGCGUGGGUGAGACAGGUAUUGGCAAAUCCACAUUGAUGGACACUUUAUUCAACACCAAAUUUGAAAGUGACCCAGCUACUCACAACGAGCCAGGCGUCCGGUUAAAAGCCAGAAGUUAUGAACUCCAGGAAAGCAACGUACGGCUGAAGCUAACAAUCGUUGACACAGUGGGAUUUGGAGACCAGAUUAAUAAAGAUGACAGCUAUAAGCCUAUAGUGGAAUACAUUGACGCCCAGUUUGAGGCCUACUUGCAAGAGGAAUUGAAAAUUAAACGUUCUCUCUUCAACUAUCAUGACACAAGGAUUCACGCCUGCCUUUACUUUAUCGCCCCCACGGGACAUUCACUGAAGUCCCUGGACCUGGUCACCAUGAAGAAGCUGGACAGCAAGGUGAACAUUAUCCCGAUCAUCGCGAAAGCUGACACCAUCGCCAAAAAUGAAUUGCACAAAUUCAAGAGUAAGAUCAUGAGUGAACUAGUUAGCAACGGAGUCCAGAUAUAUCAGUUCCCCACAGAUGAAGAAACGGUGGCAGAGAUUAACGCGACGAUGAGUGUCCAUCUCCCAUUCGCAGUGGUCGGCAGUACUGAAGAGGUCAAGAUUGGCAACAAGAUGGCGAAGGCCAGGCAGUACCCUUGGGGUGUGGUGCAGGUUGAGAACGAAAACCACUGUGAUUUUGUGAAGCUGCGGGAGAUGCUGAUCCGAGUGAACAUGGAGGACCUGCGAGAGCAGACGCACACUCGCCACUACGAGUUGUAUCGGCGCUGCAAGCUUGAGGAGAUGGGCUUCAAGGACACCGACCCUGACAGCAAGCCCUUCAGUCUUCAGGAGACCUACGAAGCAAAGAGGAACGAGUUCCUGGGAGAGCUACAGAAGAAAGAGGAGGAGAUGAGACAGAUGUUCGUCAUGAGGGUGAAGGAGAAAGAGGCGGAGCUCAAGGAGGCAGAAAAAGAGCUUCAUGAGAAGUUCGACCUCCUGAAGCGGACUCACCAAGAGGAGAAGAAGAAGGUGGAAGAUAAGAAGAAGGAGCUUGAGGAGGAGGUGAGCAACUUCCAGAAAAAGAAGGCGGCGGCUCAGCUCUUGCAAUCCCAGGCCCAGCAGUCUGGGGCCCAGCAAACCAAGAAGGACAAGGAUAAGAAAAAUAGUCCCUGGCUCUGCACGGAAUAAACGAUACUCUCAAAUCUAACUGGACGUGCUUUCGCCUUUGCAUCUUCUUCUUUAUGUAGCCAUCCCGUUGACAAGCCCUACUCUCUCUUAAUGGACAGCAUUAGAAGAGCGGGAGCUGUCUGUCCACUCGAGUUGGGGAAGAGUUACCUCAUCUCCACCAUCGCCUCCCAUUCUUUAAAGUCUGGGUCAAAUAUUGCACUGCUGUUUGUAAAUGUCAAUGUCUGUUUACAAACCACCACCCUCAGUGGCUACCGAAGUGACUUCAACUACCAAAAAUAGUAACGAUAUAUUAAUGAAAAGAGUGGAAUAGAAAACUUAGGCCCAAACCCCGGGAUUUGGGGUUGGAAUCCUGUGGCUUAGCUGCCAAUUUCUUGAACCUCCUGAUCUAAGACCUUAAGGACCGAGGAGAGCCUGUGCCUCACUUGAGGUUGUCAUCAUCUGUGGGGCAAACGUAGCCCAUGGUAUUCCUGGUCUCGAUCCUAUGGGCAACUCUCACCAACCCAUCAGGAUCCUCAGCUAUCAGCAGGUCAUCAGAGUGGGCCAGCCCUUGCUGCCUUCUGUUGGUUUUGUGGGUUGUUCUGGCGUGGGAUUAAAAAAAAAAUGCUAUUGCAUGCACAGAGGUGGCUGCAGUUUUCCCUCCGGAACGUCCUAUUGAUACGGUGUUUUUAUUUUUCAGCUGACCAUCUGCCUCUUGAGAGAAAGAAGUGGGCAUCCUACCUUUAAAUUCAGGAACCAAUUUUUUUUUUUAUUUGACUCUGUUACCUGCAUCCCUUACAGAAGUUGUUUGGGGAGGGGGUUCUGCUCGUUUGGGGGGCGGGGAAUUCCAACUAGCCACUCCUGCAUUUUGUAUUUGUUAUUCAAACUUUUGGUGUCAAAAAUCAUGGCAAUCCUAAGUUCACUUCAGGGGAGAAUUCUGUUUAAUAUGUUCUUCUCUUAGAUGCAAUUUUAAAGUGCCCCUUUUUGUUACUAGAGUUUUGAUCUACAAGUCUUAAUUAUGUUUGAAUUGUGCCAGUGUUGGGUAAAUGACUUUUCUGCCUUUGGGGCUCAAUUUAUAUUUAAAGAUAUCUUAAAAUCCUGUCUGGCCCAUCCCUGCCUUUGAAUUUGUUGUGAAGCUCUGCUUUACCUCCUAUCCAUUUUUUCUUUUCUUUUUUAAACCACAAAACAAACACCAAACUGUACACACCCUUCCCAGGUCACUGCUGUGUUAACAAAGGUUCAGUUCAUACCUUCUCAGAGGGACUCAAACAGGGCUUUCUCCACAGUUUCUGCAAAAGGCCUGCUAGGAGUCAAAGCAUUUGCAUCAGAAAACUUAGAACCCACCCACAUCCAGAAACACUUGUGCCAGCUGAGUUAGCUUGUGCUUUCUAAUGCUGACCCGGGUCUAUGCCGAGUCAGGACACUUAAAAUAAUAUUCACCUCUCAGGCAAAAGACACCUUCUAGAUCCCUAUCAAUCUAACCCAACUAUCCAAAUUCCCAUCAGCAAAGAAUGGUUGAAGUUCCCUUCUAAAUUCACUACUUGUCUAUAGCGUUGUUUGCAUCUUUCAUCUCCAUGGGAGGUGCGAGUUGCAUUUGGUCAGAAGCCUUUGGGGCGGUGCCCUCUGUGAGAAAGGUGCAGUGCUUCUGUCGGCCAGUGAAGAUACAAUAGUUCUUAUUCUCAGGAAGAGGCCCCUUAGAGCAACUGGAUGAGUUUGUUAGCAAGCAGCUUGUCACUAGAAAGUAUUUCUAAGUGUAAGUAAAGGCAGUUUCACUGGAGCUACUAAGCUGCCCAAAUGCCCCUUCACCGUACGCAAUGGCUGAAACUCAGUGCUGUGACUAAUGGACGGGGCGUGGGUACCAACUCUGAUGCUAGCAUAUAUCGGUGCUAUGUUAAACAUGAGGUCAUGUUGAAACCACUAAGUAUAAUUUACUUCAUUUUUAAGUUAAAAUCAUUUAAUAUCAAUUUUAUACUAUCAUUUCACUUGUUUCAAAAUGCAUUUUGUUUCAGGUGAUAGUUGAGUAAUGCUUAAAAAUCAGGUCAGGUGGCAGGAUUUUGCCUAAGGAGAGUGUGUAGUUUCAUUGUUCUUCUCUUCAUACUAAGAUUGAGGUGAGAAGUGAGGGGGUUCCAAGCAAGCUAGCUUCCAUUCAGUGACCAUAGAGAACCUUGCUGUGGACAUCACUGGCCAAGUAUCUUGUGUUCUGUCUCUUAAGACUGACUGCCAUUGAUUUGGCAUUUUGCUUCACAUGACUCCUUUUCUCAGAUGUUGACAAAGUCGUGGGUCCUCAGGGCCUCCUGUGGAAUUAUGCCGAGGACCAUCACCAGCAAUAAGAAGUGCACUGGCUUACCCUCAUCUACACUGUGGGAAAGACUUGAGCCACAGAAAGAACCUGUUGCUGUAGGCAAUAGCCUUUUUAUUUUUCACCCCAAACUUUAAAAAAAUUACUGAGUUUCAAAUACUUGCCUAUCCAAGUAUAGUCUAGCUGUCUACUUGAGACCAGCAUAAUCCAUUAUGAAAGAGAAAUACAUCCUGGAUUAGUGUAUGCUAAGAUGGGUAAUUUAAAAAGAAAGUUAAAAAACAACCCCCCACCCCCAGCCCAAACCAAAGCCCAUAUGUCAUUGUCUGACCAAACAUCCAAACAUUUCACCAUCAAUGGUACCUUAUCAUUAACUUUCUUAGUUGUUUUUUUGUUCACCAUUGGAAAUGACUGCAGGAUGUUUCUGGACAUCUAAGAAAUACACAAUUGUGACCGUGUUUAAUGAUCUACCUACACAAAGCUUUGCAGAUAGCCAUCCUUCUGCCAUGGAGACCAACAGGGCACUGUCUCUUCAAAGAUCCUUGUGCUUGAAAUCUUAUAGUGAUACCUAGUCCUUAUGUCUCUUCCUGUCAGUAGCUAGCAAGCAACUGUCAAUACCCACGCCAGUGAAAGGGAUAGAUGUAUGGUCAUUGGAGCCUAAGUGCCCAUUCUCCCUCUCCAGUCUCACUGGUAACUCUCUGUAUGCAAUCUGCUGGAUGUCUGCUGCACAUCACAGGAGAUGCAGAAAUCCCAUGUCUGUUUCACGGUCGCUGGAGCCUUUCAGUCUGCCUUGGGAACUUAAGAUUGUGGCUCCCAAAUGAGUGGAACAGAGGCUAUUACCAUGAGCUUGUCCCUUUCCCACAAAGCACAACUUAAUGUAUGAGAGGAAUUGAGUAACAUUCCAUUAAAAGCUGGGCUUCUCGCAGUUUCUCUGCAGAGUUGGAGGGACAGCAUUCCCAGCUGUCUGCAGUACUUCCCCUUUCUGGUACUUUAUUCUGUGCCACGUGGCCAUGAGCAUUAGUCACACAGGGGCACACUCUUACCUGUACUUGCCCUCUGUCCCUCCUGAGCACACCAAGUGUGGAACAAAGGGAAAUGGUGCUGUGUCUCUUACUCAACUAUCGAAGAUGAAUCCUAUUCUGAACACCAACAGGGCCCCAUCCUCCCACAAGCUUGUCUCAAUGGCUGUUUGCUAUUGGAGUUUUCAUUCUGGAGUGUCCUCUCAAAGCGAGCUGUUCCCAUAAAAUGAGCAGCAGGUUUGCUGUGCAGAGAGGAGUUAGCUCUUUUCUUCUGUAGGCUACAUGUAUCAGUAGGCUGGAACAGUCUGGCAUUUGAUAGGCUAUGAAGGUUAUACUGAGUCAAGAUAAGAGUUGUUCCUUUUACCCUUAACCCCAAAGCUUCUACAGCAAUAAAACAUUCUUGGUUACCUUGGUGAAAGAGUAACAGAGCUUGCCGGUCAGUGGUGGCCACUCCUUUAAUCCCAGCACUUGGGAGGCAGAGGCA